Lolium perenne is the source of this 603-nucleotide messenger RNA. Its product is annotated as metallothionein-like protein 1. The record is from RefSeq and is a predicted model, not a curated record. Gene Ontology annotation, molecular function: metal ion binding. NCBI's taxonomy places the organism in Eukaryota, Viridiplantae, Streptophyta, Magnoliopsida, Poales, Poaceae.
CGUGUACAUGCAACAAUGCCCAUUCCGAACACACUUGUUCGCCUACAAAUAGCGGUGCAGAAGUCGAGCCUAAGCAUUGUGCUCACCAUCCCAAAGCAAAGCAAGUCUAAACCUUUCAUCCAGAGCAGUGAGCUUACAGCAAAGGUAAGGAUGUCUUGCAACUGUGGAUCAAGCUGCGGCUGCGGCUCAAACUGCAACUGCGGCAAGAUGUACCCUGACUUGGAAGAGAAGAGGGGCGCCACCAUGCAGGCCACCGUCGUCGUCCUCGGCGCUGGGCGUGCCAAGGCGCAGUUUGAGGAGGCCGCCGAGUCCGUCGAGGCUGGCCAUGGUUGCAGCUGCGGUGCCAACUGCAAGUGCAACCCUUGCAACUGCUAAGAUGCAAGCGGUCGAUGCGCUUGUGGUGAUCGUGCCGUGUGUGAUGGAGUGAAUAAAGGAACCGGCGCUGGCCAUCUUGUUGAUGCUGUGGUGUGGUUUGCUCUUGGUGUCCUACGUUGUGAUUUCUGUCAUGUAAACUGUGUUUGGUGUGCGCGAGCCUGUGUGGUGUGUGCAUGUAUAUUUGUAAUGGCCCAUCUGAAUUGAAUAUGACAAACAGGUUCGUAUAAA